Phragmites australis (common reed) is the source of this 1327-nucleotide messenger RNA. Its product is annotated as large ribosomal subunit protein bL28m-like. The transcript is spliced from 3 exons. Gene Ontology annotation, cellular component: mitochondrial large ribosomal subunit. Bases 127 to 753 code for a protein of 208 amino acids. The record is from RefSeq and is a predicted model, not a curated record. Gene Ontology annotation, molecular function: structural constituent of ribosome. Lineage: Eukaryota; Viridiplantae; Streptophyta; Magnoliopsida; Poales; Poaceae.
UCCACGGCCCAAAGCCCAAUCUCGCAGCCCUAGGCGCCAGCCGAGCGGGAGCCUCUCGUCCAGGUCCAGCACUGGGCACCAAAACCUCGGGAGGCAACCGGCCGCCGGCGUCGCCCUCGUAGCAAGAUGUCGUUCCGGGCGCAGGAGAUGUACAAGAAGGUGGUGCGGCGCGUGGGCGGCGAGGGGAAGCUGCCGGCGGAGCUGAUGGAUUCGGUGAAGAACAUGCUGCCCAACAGCAAGGUCGUCAUGGGGCGGGCCAAGCGCGGCAUCUUCGCCGGCCGCCACAUCCAGUUCGGGAACAAGGUCUCCGAGGACGGGGGCAACAAAUCUAGGCGAACAUGGAAGCCAAAUGUUCAGGGGAAGCGUCUUUUUAGCUAUAUUCAUGACCGGCACAUUAGAGUCAAGGUUACCACUCAUGCACUCCGGUGCAUUGACAAAGCUGGUGGGAUAGAUGAGUACCUCCUGAAGACACCUUACCACAAAAUGGAUACUGAGAUGGGGAUAGUGUGGAAAGCAAAGAUAGAAAAGAUGUAUUCAGAGCUGGCUGACAUGGAAGUAGGCUUCUUCCCUCCUGAGGAAGAGGCUAAGAUUGAACAGGGUUUCGAUGAUGUUCGUGCUGCCAAGAGGAAUUUCCGUAAGGAAGCAAGAAGAGCUUUGGCGAAACAGAGGCAAUUAGAAGCAGGUAAUGCUGGUGAUGACCAACAGAUUGAAGUAGCAGAUUCAAAGGAAGAGGUCUCUGAUGCUGCUGCGUAGUUUGCACCUAACCUGCGUACUCGUCUUCAGUGAUCAAAGAAGGAAGAGAAACAUUUGGUGCCCCUGGACAAAUAAUGGGAGGCUUAUUAUUUGCUAUUGAGUGGGGAAAAUUUACUUGCACAUCAUCUAUCCCCUUUUCUGGGAGCGGCAGUCAAUGUUAAACCCGAAGUCUCUUCUAUACCAGCAUCUUGAUGUUGCAAGCAUUUGCAGAUUUGGUGUAAUUUCUGUACAAUUGUUGAAUACUCUAGUGCCAACAUUCAGAUAAGUUUUUCUUCUAGAAUUUUUCUAUUUUCUACAACUGUCACUUCAGCUGAGCCGAAAUAUCCUACGUCUGAGAGCAAUGAGUGGAUAGAUGGUAAGAUAGCUAGAGUCAUAACAUCCCAGCUCAUGUCUGCUACAUUCCUAUUCGUUGCUACUAUUCUAAGUAGCCACUUGCUUGAAAGCAAUCGAAACGCUUCUCUAGCCUACCUUACUGUACAUCGUUGUAGCAUCCAAUGAUAUGGUGCAAUUGUUUAGUUGGACCAAUCUGCUUCCUUAGAUUCAGAACAUUUUUAAUUUGAACCCUUUUGAUGUA